GCCUACACUGAGAUGCAAGAGGAGAUUUUGUCAGAACUCCAGGAAACAGUAGCUGCUGGUGAACACACAGAUAUCUGUGGUGAUGCAAGAUCUGAUUCCCCCGGUUACAGUGCCAAAUACACCUGUUACAGCUUUAUGGAUGAUGCAACAAAGAAAGUCAUCAUGUCGGAUCUAAUUCAGGUAUCGGAGGCUACCAGUUCACCGGCAAUGGAGCCUGUUGGUUUCCGGAGGGGCCUGGAUCGUCUGCUGGACUCCGGCGUUGGUGUUGACGUGGUUACUACUGACCGGGCUCCAUCAAUUCGGAAGAUCAUGAGGGAGUCCUAUCCAGAGCUUAGGCAUCAAUUUGACCCAUGGCAUGUGGCAAAAGGUGUGAAGAAGAAGGCAACUGCAUUGGCGAGGAAGAAGGAAAACCGGGACCUGCAGCCAUGGAUCAAGUCUCUGGGCAAUCACUUCUGGUGGUCGUGCAGUUCAAGCGGUGGCGAUGAGAAGGAGUUGAAACACCGCUGGACAUCUAUCCUUUACCAUGUGUGUGGUAUCCACCGUUGGGAAGAAAAUGAGCAGGAGUACAGAUGUCGCCACGACGACCUCAGCGAGGACCAACAGCGGCGAAAAAAAUGGCUGGAGAAGGGGUGUCCUGCCUGGAACGCUCUGAAGAGUGUUGUACUUGACAAAAAUCUUUUGAGAGACCUAAGUCAAUUGACUUUGUUCAAGCAUACAGGGGCCCUUGAAGUCUUUCACAGCUCUAUGCUGAAGUACGCAGAGAAGAGGCGCCAUUUCACGUAUGUCUCCAUGCAAGCAAGGCUCCAGCUGAGUAUCAUUGACCACAACCACAAUGUUGGCCGUCAGCAUGCCUGUACUCGAUCUGGACAGAAAAAGUACAAUGUCAUUCACUCAAGGCAAUCAAACCAGUGGGUUGCAAGAAAGCUGUAUGAGCCAACAACGCAGGAGUUCCGUAAAGGAUUGGUGGAACGGGUCAUUCGACGGCGGCUUGACAAGAAUGUGAGGAUUGGAGAUCCUGCUUUCUUCAUCCAUCCUCCUGUCAGCAUACCAGCCAACAUCGCCCCCACUGCAAAGCCGAACAAGACCGACUUGGUAGCAGAACAUGAAUCUCGUUUUCCAACUGAACCUACUGGUGAUACAGAUGUUGACGUCUGAGACUGAAAAAAAAAACUUUCUUGUGAUUGUUUUUUGUCGUUGUUUUUCUUCUUUCUUUUCAUUAUUUCCCCCCCAUUUUCUCAUAACUGUUAUUGUAAUGGAAGAGUAAUCAAAACCAUUACAACUGAUGUCUUGGGGAACAUAGUUUUAUUUUUUAAAAAAUGUAUGUACAUAGUUCUUUAGUCAUUUUUAGUCUAAGUAAUUUGUAACAUUUUUAGUGUAAAAUAACUAACAGUAGAAAAUGUAGAAAAACAGUCAAAAUUCUAUAAGUAAAACAUCUACAAUGUGUGAAUUAAAAUAUUUAAAACAAUUGCUGUGCAUCCACUGACUCCUUGAAACCUGCAUAUUGCCCAGUUGGUGAUGGAUAGGUUCUUCUGAUUAGCUCCACCACACAGGAAGGAAGAACUCUCCUGUUGCCUGGACCAAGCUUCUCUCCUUGUAAACCCCAUUCCAGGACGAUGCGAUAGGCAAUCAGCCUGUA
This is a messenger RNA of Engraulis encrasicolus (European anchovy), 1636 nucleotides long. RefSeq lists its product as uncharacterized. NCBI's taxonomy places the organism in Eukaryota, Metazoa, Chordata, Actinopteri, Clupeiformes, Engraulidae. The transcript is spliced from 7 exons. The record is from RefSeq and is a predicted model, not a curated record. Bases 13 to 1155 code for a protein of 380 amino acids.